CUGGUCAGGAACUGGCCAGGAGCGGACGGCAGUGAAGGAAUCUCAAAACUUUUCCAACACACAGUGCCGUCUGUGGUCAGUUAACAGUUUCACUUCGCCUUUGUCUUUGUAGUGUGAAAAUUAACGGACACGUUGCCUUACUGUGCGUGUCGGUGAUUAAGUGGAUGCUCCUGGCCGCCGGGAAGAAGGAAACUUGCGAGAGGAAAAAGUUAUGGAGUGAUGCCCGAGCGACUGCAUCCCUCCCUCAAAAGUUCAGCUAAGGUUGCUAAUGUUAGCCGGCGUAGCGACUCCGCUCGCUAACUCUGAUGGGAAAGUUUGGGUAAACUUUUUGUUCAUCUGUCAAAACAAGAAGUAACAAAUCAUCCGAUGUAGUAAAGAGGGGCUCGAGGAUAUGUAAUGCGUGUGGGACACAGCUUUCAUCCUUGGCUUGUUGUCUCGUGCCGGGCCAGGUUACAGUAUCAAGCUAAUCAUCUUUAGCCAAGUGGAGCUAGCUGAGAGGCGGCUAGCCUCUGUCAAGGGAAGUUAACAAGAGUUAGCGUCAGUUUGCUCCCAGAAAGAAAUGGCAUGACACACAGUUCUCGUUUGCCAGCGAACACUCAUCUCCAUCAUGGAAAGACCGCAGUGUUUUUAACGUUUUUACAUGGAGCAGCUGAGUAGCGUCAACACUUGUUAAGAUGUUACCUGUUGUGAAGGUGUGAGAAAGGGAGCGAUAACCCUGAUGAACAUAGUAUGAGAGAGUCGGAUUAACUUUACUUAUCAUCACCGUGAGUUGUGGUCGUUAGGAAUGGCACGGACAGACCUUAAAGACAUUUGACAGUCUUAUAAGGAGCUACGAAGGAGCACUGUGACUUUUGAAGAAGUUGCUUUGGGACAUUCUGCGGUUACAGUUCUGUGUUAUCAUCACCACUGUUCAUCACCCACAUCCCGAGAAGGCCUGCGUCUUGUGAAUGAAGUGGAGAGUGCUACAAUGAAGGUGACUGUGACAUUUGGGCAGACAGGUGUGGUGGUGCCCUGCAAAGAGGGGUGGACUGUGAGAGACCUCAUCCAGCAAGCCACGCAGAGAUACAGAAAACUCCUGGAACAGGAAGGAGAUUUCCUGGUUCGGACUCACCAUGUUGAAUACUGUGACGGAGGGAUUCUGGACCCCGAUGAUAUACUCAGCGAUCUGGUGGAAGACAAGGACAAGCUGAUGGCGGUGUAUGAGGAGCAGGAAGCCCAGCAGAGGGGUUUGGCUAACACAAGCCUAGCCUCCAGCCCUGACGUCUACCAAUCUGAGCUCUCUGUCUUCCAGCCAAUCGCAGGAGGAGAGAUUGAAGUUAAUUCCUCAGCCCUCAAGUCCAACACCCCCCUGUUGGUGAGAAGCAGCAGUGACUCAGCCCUCGGCCCCCAGCCGACAGACACUGAACCCUCCCUCAAUGAGGACACCGCCAUGAUGGCAGCCAGUCCCGCUGUGGAGAAGCCAGCAGGGGUAGACCGACCCCACGGCAAACACACCUUCAGUGGCAGCCUGACUAGAACGGUGGAGAUCCUGGGAGAGGACAGUCCCCUGGGGAUCCAUGUGGUUCCUUAUAGCUCAUCGCUCAGUGGACGGUCUCUUGGUCUGUACAUUCGUGGAGUGGAGGAGGAGAGUCGCUCAAGAAAGGAGGGCUUGUUUCAAGAGGACGAAUGCAUCGUCAAGAUCAACAACACCGACCUCAUGGACAAGACAUUUAGCCAAGCCCAGGAAGUUUUCCGUCAGGCAAUGCGUUCCCCAAUUGUCCGUUUGGAAGUAGUUCCGUCCUCCAACAGAGAACGCUACGAGAAGAUUCUGAUUGGUCAGCUGUCUGGCAACAGUGUCGGUCCCGACAGCAGCCCCCGAAUCACCAAGACCAAAGAGCCACCCCCACCCGUCAAAGCCAAACCUGUAUUUAAGCCCUCUGAGAAUCCAUCCGCGCCACUGGCAGAGGAAGCUGCUGCACACAAGGGGAGGAGUGAGAAAAGUGCAGCCCCCUCCAGUAUUGUGGCCAAUAAGAGAGGAGGACGAAGACUGAGAAUCGAUCUAAAGAAAGGUCCGGAAGGUCUUGGUUUUACUGUAGUAACCAGAGAUUCUUCAGUCCACGGCCCUGGUCCUAUCCUCGUCAAAAACAUUCUGCCUCGUGGAGCCGCUGUCAAGGAUGGACGCCUUCAGUCUGGAGACCGCAUACUUGAGGUCAACGGUGUGGAUAUCACAGGUGUGGGCCAGGAGGAGUUGGUGUGUAUGCUACGCAGCACGCGACAGGGAGAGAGUGUGUGUCUUGUGGUUCUACGGCAGGAAGACAUGUUCCUGCCCCGGGAGAUGAAGGACGAGGUGUCCCGUGUGCCGGGCUUUGUUUCCGAGAAUGGGAAGGAGCAGCUCAUGUUCGAGGUACCCCUUAAUGACACCGGUUCGGCAGGGCUCGGCAUCAGCCUCAAAGGAAACAAGUCCAGAGAGACAGGAGAGGACAUGGGAAUCUUCAUCAAAUCCAUUAUACAUGGAGGGGCUGCAUACAAGGAUGGGCGUCUGCGUGUCAAUGACCAGCUGGUAGCAGUAAACGGAGAGUCGCUGCUGGGACGCUCCAAUCAUGUGGCCAUGGAGACGCUCCGCCGCUCCAUGUCACAGGAGGGAAACGUAAGAGGGACAAUCCAACUGGUGGUGCUAAGGCCUCCGAAGGAUCAACACGGGGUGUCGCCCAGUCGCUCGUUUGACAGCUCCUCUGGCCUUUCAGGACUGGUGAGCCCAGUAAACGGUCAGACGGGAUUGGUCAGUCAGACUAACGGCCCCAUUCUCCCUCCCAUGGUGAACAACACUCUCUAUGCAUCUAAUGUGACCAAUGGGAGUUAUUCUCACAUGGAUGAGGAAGAGGACGGGGAGCUGUAUGGACAGGAAGCAGAGUUCAGCGGCUCUACCCAACCCUCCUAUCUACAGGAAAGGGAUAACUCUCACACCUCUAGCCUGGCUCAGCCCCAGUCUCCUACCCAGAACCUGAGCCAGCGGCAGUUCCAGCACGUUAAAGCCUCCAAGAGCAUGGACCUGGGUACGGCUCAGAACCAGCAGCACACUGUGGCAGAUGAGAGCAACGUUGGAUCCCUGGUUGGAAACACUGCAGCUCCAUCAACUCCUGUAGAACUCGGACCUACCCUCGGCUUGAAGAAGUCCAGUUCGUUGGAGAGCCUCCAGACGGCCAUGUCAGAGGUUAACAGAAAAAACGAAUUCCUCCCAUUCCACCGCCCUCGCCAAAAUAUGGUCAGGGGAAGAGGCUGCAACGAGAGCUUCAGAGCAGCUAUUGAUAAAUCCUAUGAUGGGCCACCUGAAGAUGAUGAUGAUGAUGGUUCAGAGCCAAGUUCAGGCCGGGACACCCCUGCAAGUAGUUCAUCCCGCCAGGGAGCGGGGGAUCGGUUAGAGGAGAAAGGCAAAAAAGACAAGAAAAAGAAAGCAAAAACAAAGAAGAAGGAAAAGAACAAGGGGAAAGGGAAAGAGAAAGAGAAAAAGAAAGCAGAGGAGCUUGAGGAGACGGAGAAGAAGAGCAAGAAAAUAGGCUUUGGCCUGCUGAGAUUCGGGAAGAAAAAAGAGGAGAAGAAGGAGGCAAAAGCAGCUCUGCAGCGACAGAAGACAGACAUCCUGAGUGAUCAUGAGCUUGAGAGGAUGAAAGAUGAGAGGGAAAGAAUCGAGGCAGGGCAUCCUGAGCUGCGAGAGCACCGACCCAGAGACCAGCAAGGCGGUGGCGGCUCGGCAUAUCCAGAUGUGGAGGAUGACGACGCAGACCCCAACUAUGCCCGAAUACAGUCCUUCAGGGGCAGAGAUAUGGGUUCAAUGCCCCAGCCGCUGUCUCAGUCACCUCCCUACAGUACAAUUCAGCACGCCCAUGCUCGCACCCCGUCCCCCCAAGGUCCCUCUGCCUUUCCAGGGCAUGGGAAUCAUGGCAACGACCCUGUAGCCAUCCCUGAUGAUGACCCCCUUGAUAGGCUGUACGCCAAAGUCAAUAAACCAAGGGGAGCUGGAACUACAUCUCCUCCUGUCUCUGCUACUGCUAAUGACAGCGUGGACAGAAUCCAGCAGCUAAGAAGAGAAUACCAGCAGGCAAGGAGAGAGGGAAUGGUACCGCCUUAUGAAGAACUGGACCUACGACGCAGAGUACAAGAAAACGACGCACACAGGAUGCCAGGCAGAGGUGCAGAUCAUCGGCUGGCACCACGUUACGAAGAAGUGGAACGUCAGUAUGCCUCCUUACCAAGACGAGGUCCGUUGGAUCCAGCUGAUUACCCCAUGCAGCCCUGGUCAGGUCAUUACCCCGGACCUCCCCAAGCCCCAAAGGGAUACCCUCAGUCCCCGUCCUACCCUAACCCCAACUGCCUGUCUGGUCCAUCUUACUCGGGGUACCCACCUGGCCAACCAUAUGCACGGCCAGGUGACCAUCGGGGCGUCGACCCUGGGUACUACCCCCACCCAAACUCCCAGCAGAGAGGCCCCUUGCGGCAGGAUGUGCCCCCAUCUCCUACCCCUCCACAUCGCGGACCACGAUACGACACCAUGACGCGUGGUACCGGGGGUGGUUACAGGCACCUGGUGGAUCCCGGUCCAGAACAAUAUGGCUAUACUGGGGAGGGAGGAAGACAGCAACAGCAACACCAAACCAACCCGAGACAGAAGAAUGCCAUGACUGCAGCUGUGUAGACCAAUCAGGUCCAGAGAUGAAAAUGAGCAGAAUGCUAACUGCUUUGUGUGCAGCUCUUCUGCUUUUGGUACGCCAGUGAAAUAGAGCUGAAACCUCUUAAUGGUGUUAUUUGAAUCACCAUCAUUAUCAAACAUUGUCUUAGCUGUUUGAAGUAUAUGGUAAUACACAGACAUGCAAGGUAAAGGAGGUUAAUUAUAGAGUGGCCGUUGUGAUGCAUACUGUCUUGUUGUUUGAAGUCAUUUAAAUUGCUUUGAGUCUUCACUGUGUAUAAAAUUAGCAGCGUUUCUACUUUUCACUAUGGUCUGAUUAAGUCGUCUCUUGGAAGAAUCAGUCAGAGCCACUGAGGUAAUUGGAUCCAUUUAAAUGAAGGCAAUGAAGGAAUACAUACAGCUCCACACACGCUCACAUUGUACCUGGUGGUUUCACUGCUGCCGCUUCACGAACAAGAGAAAUUUAACAUUCAGAAAUGUUACAUGUUAACCUUGCGGCAAAGUUUGUGGCCAUUCACAGAUAUAAAUGACAACUUUUAGUUUUAGUAUUUUUGUGUGAGAAAGCCAAAUUUAUUCUCAAGACUGAAGCUGUUUGUGUUUACAAAAAAAAGUGAGAGGCUUUGAGUCUCCUCUUGAGGGUGAGCUGGGAUGUAGAAGAUGAUGAAAAAAAGUCCAUGUUCUUUGGUUACACAACUGUGCUCUGUUGGUAACAGCUGCUGACGCAAAACAUAAUCAUAACUCAUACAAUUACAAGGCAGUAUAUCCAUCCGUACAUUAUACUACACUGCAUUAUACAUUUGGGUGACAGUCUGUUAUUAAAUGAAGUGCAUUUUAAGGCCUAUUGUCAAUUUACCAAACAGGGAGAACGCCACUACACCAAUCUCUAUGAGUAAGUACAGAUUUUGUAAUCGUGACUAGUCUGAUACAUCACGUACAGUGUAAUUUCGUCAAUGAAUUAUGGGAAGCUUUUAAUAAUUGAAGUGCACUGACGCAGAGAGGCGCACUGUAUGAAUUAUCUCUGCAUGUAAUAAUGUGUUUUUAAUAAUGCUAUGAUUGCCUUUCAUUUCUAUCCAAAAUAAUUCUCUCAAUAGAGAGGAGUUGAAAAAUAUUUUUUAGUACAGGGCUAGAUAUAGUCCAAGUCUGAAACCACGCCUGCCUGUUGGUUUACAGCACCUAUGAAUGAUCCUGUUGCUGCUUUAAAAUGAUCCCGGAAUGACAUUUCAAAUGAUAUAGUAGUACUAAAUCUCAGAUCUACAUUCAAUUUAUUUACAAUGACCUCUACUUGAGUGUAUGAGAACCUCUUGCAUUACAUUUUCACAGUCAUCUGUACUAAAUCCAUGGAGUCAGCCUGUGUUUAUUGAAUCAUUCCAGCGUGAUUGGAUUUUUUGCUCACUUUUUUGUUUUCUAUCGGACAUCCAGUUCAGAGAUAAUCCACUGCUUUAAACAAGAAGCUGACAACCACAUUUUUCACCAGAAUGCUAAUAUCAACCUUCAAACUUUGACGUUCUGGAAGAAGCUCCAUUAAGAACAAGACGACCUCCUGUGAAAUUAAAACCCAAAGCGAGACAAUUCCAACACAUUCAUUCAUUUCACGCUGCUAGUUUUUUAGACAAUAUUUGUUUCAAAAUAUAAACUCUUUAAAACACCUAAAUUAUCACAGAAGGGCACAUAUGUGAUAACGGUGCUUAAACAUGAUAGACAGCAAAGUAAAAUUAGUUGGGGGAUACAGGAUCAAAAACACCAUUAACCAAACCACUACUUUGGGCAAUUGUGUCACAUGAUUUUCACGCUAAAUGUAGAGUAAAAUGUUCAUGCCUUGGAGAGUCCUACUGUUGGAUAAACCAGGCAGAGAAGGCAUAUCUUUCUUUUCUUUCAGCUCAGUUUCAUUCUGUAUUACUUAGCAGCCUCUUUCUCCCUGUGUUGUCUGUGUAUGCCAUGUACUGUAUUUUGGAUGUGACGGAUGUUCCUGGCACGUCUCUGUGACCUGGUGGUGUAGGCGUCACUAUGUGUUGAAGUGCACACAAGGCCUGUUGAAAGAUGAAUUGAGCUUCAGAGUGCUCUUCACAGUGCUGCACCAUAGUGCAUAUCCAUUUAGCCACUUACUAAACCAUCAAUUAAGUGUAACUAAGAGUUAGAGUCUAGCUUAACAUUUCCGCGUUUCACUCCACAAAGCUCAGCAGUAUUACUUUCAAUGGAGAUUAAAUGUUACAAAUGACAUUUCAGGAUUAGGGGAAUUGCAUUUCUCUUAAUAUGACUGAGGAUGACAUAUCACUAGUGAAUGUUGACAGAUACCCUUGCACAAGAAUGUGAAGUAGAUUUUGUCUCAAAAUCAUCUCAUUUGUUUGUUCUUGAUUGGAAAGAGACGGGCAGGUAGGAUUGAUGGGUUAAAAGAAAAAGUGAAAAGAGGUAAGAAAGGAAUAGAAGUGAGGGAUAGGUAGAGCAAGGAAGAAAAAAAUAAGCAAAAGAAUGCAGAGAGGGAAGAGGGGUAUUGAUAAAGAGGGAUUAAAGCAACAAGUAAUAGACUGAAAGUAUGGAUGGAGGGAGGUGGAAGAAAUGGUAAGAACAGAUGCAAUGUGAUGACCCCCAAUGCCUUUGUGGUUCACAAUGGUUUGAUUCAGAAAGUUUUCAAACAAGAACAGACCGCAGGAAAGAAUGAAAGUUCAUAAAAAUAAGGGCGGCAGUUGUUCUGCAGUAGGAGGAGGGUUACAGGAGUGGGCUUGUAUUGACAGAAUGUAAUGACUAAGGGGAAUUACUGAAAAAUAUUUGUCUUUUUCAUGCUGUUAUCACUUUUCAUUACCAAUAUGGAAAUCAAUCUGCCAAAACAAACUGAUGUAUUUCUGAACGUACAAUAAUAAAGCAGAUUUUUAGGAGAUUGACCUGGUGGUGAACUCACCUGUCAAGCAAAGACACCAAAAUAAUUCACAUGCCCCUUUAGAUCAUUCACUCCUUUGUUCAGACACUAGGCUAGCACUUUAAGGUACUAUGUGGAAUUUUCAGAAAAUCCUUGUUAUUUGCGACACCUGUGGCUGUAAAGUGAACUGCAGUCAGCAUCGCAAGCAACAGGAUGCCUAGUCCAGGCAAAGUCAGCCAAUCGGACCAAUAACUGCACGGCUAACUGAGCUAAAUAGCUAAUGGCAGCUAAGGUUAGCAGACGUUAGCGGUUACUUUAGCAACAGGGAAAGCUAUCUGUCCAUCAGGAAACUCCGUAAAUAUGAUCCAGUUUCACCAAAAUCAGUGAAUAAAGUUAUAAAGUUGUGUUUUUGUACAGUAAUCGGUGAGGCCCAGCCACCAGAAUCUGUAUAAUCUGUAGUUUUUGCAACCUUAUUCUUGUCUCAUUUGUUGUUUGACAAACAAUAAAUUCACCAAAUUCUGUGCCCAAUAUCGCUAUUUGCCAAAUUACUGCAGCUGUCAUGGUGAUAGUUGACUCAAUUUCUAAGCUAAUGUUAGCAAGUGUAGGGCACUCUGGAGUGAGCAUAAAUCUCACAUCCUUUAGAUUUGGAGUAUUAGCAACCGAGAAAGUUGGGGAAGGUCUUAUUUCUUUAUGUUACAUAACAGUCUGUUCAUACUUUGGCAAUCCGGAGAUAAAAUGUGUGAAUCUGUUGCCAAUGUACCAAACAGAGAGUUAUGUUCAUUACCAAAAGGUCAGUUUUAUUACUUUGGAUAGUCAUAGUGGUAAUACAUGGUAAAGAAUGAGGGGGAAAUGAUCUACUAGGGUAACAUGAACAGUUUUGGUGUCAUCAUCCGAAGAUGUAUUGCACUUCUUUAAGACAGAAUGCAAAGAUGGAAGAUUUAAUUGGCAGUCUUCUGUACUGUGUGUAUCUUAAUGCUGGGUCAGUUACUGGUGAAGCUUUGCUGAGCUACAGUAUAUUGAAAUUUGAAUGUUUCAUGGAGGUGUAUUAUUGUUACUCUUCUGAUACUAGUUCACAAUUCACAUGUAUGUUACUCUUCACAAGCAUAUAUUUUUCAUGUAUUUCUUUUUAAUGAUAGUCUGUGUUGUUGGUUGGGUAUACCAGAGCUGCAGAGUGUUUGGCCACUGUUACCAUGCUACUGUCACAAAGAGGUACACUGUAUAGUUUUCCUUUUCCAAAUUUAAGUCAUGUUGGUUUUGUUUAAUUUUAUACCAGUUUAUAUAACUGUACAACUUGAUUUGCCAAAAAUUGGGAAGGAAAAUACAAAGAAAAUACAUUGUGGCACUUUGCCUAACAUGGUUAAUAUAUCAAACAUUCUGUAAGUAUGGCUUUGGUUUUUGGUAGGAUAAAAGGAUUUGCACAAGCUGAAGGUACUAACCAGAGUUUUCUGUUUGAAGAGUUCUGGUACUUCUGGUUCUCCCUGUACAGAGACCGGCGCAUGAAGGAACCAACUAAACAACCUCUCUGUCUUAGAAGUAUAACUUUUUUAUUAACGUGCUUGUAUCCAAAAAGAAAGAAAAAACAAAUCUCAUUUUAUAAUGUUGUAACAACAAUGAUUUCUAUUAUUCUUUUCCUGCAUUUUAUAUUUAUGUAUAUAACAUCUUUUUUGCAUUAAAAUAUUCCUUUUAAAACAGGA
Molecule: messenger RNA, 9205 nt
Organism: Micropterus salmoides (largemouth bass)
Lineage: Eukaryota; Metazoa; Chordata; Actinopteri; Centrarchiformes; Centrarchidae
Gene: pard3bb
Product: par-3 family cell polarity regulator beta b
Exons: 26
Coding region: 968-4669 (1233 amino acids)
Biological process (GO): cell adhesion; establishment or maintenance of epithelial cell apical/basal polarity; establishment of cell polarity
Cellular component (GO): cell cortex; adherens junction; apical plasma membrane
Molecular function (GO): protein binding; phosphatidylinositol binding
Source: RefSeq, a predicted model, not a curated record